Messenger RNA from Clarias gariepinus (North African catfish), 751 nucleotides. RefSeq lists its product as uncharacterized. Bases 257 to 703 code for a protein of 148 amino acids. The transcript has 5 exons. Lineage: Eukaryota; Metazoa; Chordata; Actinopteri; Siluriformes; Clariidae. The record is from RefSeq and is a predicted model, not a curated record.
UCAGCUUGAGGCUUUGCAGGAGAAGCAGGCUGCACAUACUGCUCUUCUCGAAGAUGCUAUCCAACGUCUUGAUGCGCUUGAGCGCAAGUUCGGCAAGCAAAGACCGCAGGAAGAGUCAAGCCAUGCGCUUAAAAGAGUCAAGAGGGCGCAUAACGUGGGCAUCGCGGAAGCUGUUAGGCGCCUCCAUAAUUCGGAAAACAACCCGCAUAAAUAUAAUCCACAAACUGGAAUAAGUUCACCUCAUAACCAGGCAGUAAUGACAUAUCUGCUGGAAGAAUUGAAGACGACUUUUUCAGAUGCAGACCCUGAGUGUAUAAAGGCAUGCUGUAGGACUUACUAUGAGACAUUGCGGAGAAAAUACUCUUUGUCUCAGCCAGAAAAGUCCCAGCUAAGAGACUCCAUUAAGAUAGGGGCUAAAAACCGACAGAGGAAAAGACGAUUGCUGGAGUCCAGGUCUAGAGUCAUCCAAACAGAUGCAGAGAGAACACUGUGGCAGACUGCAAUUCUGGACCUGAUGUCUGAUGAAGAGGAUGCCAUCGUUGAUGGAAGACCGGUGUGGGUUGUGAGAUCUCCACCUCACAGGAACCCACAAUUGUCUGAGCUUUGCAAGCAACUUCAGUCCAGAUUGGAGGCAGAUAUGCGCUAUGCUCUUACACACCGUCAGCGUGUAAGAGCUGAGAGAAUCAAACCGGAAGAAGAUUAAUUUUUGGAAGUUUAAUAAACACUGGUGCAUGUGUUUGCUUCAGUAUUG